This is a messenger RNA of Cuculus canorus (common cuckoo), 5084 nucleotides long. RefSeq names its product transmembrane protein 132E (gene TMEM132E). Bases 640 to 3777 code for a protein of 1045 amino acids. Lineage: Eukaryota; Metazoa; Chordata; Aves; Cuculiformes; Cuculidae. The record is from RefSeq and is a predicted model, not a curated record. The transcript has 10 exons.
GGGGUGAAACGAGAGGCAUAACCCCCCAAACUUGCAGCCUUCCCAAGGCACCCUCUCUUUAUUUGCGAGCAGGGGGGGUUGCAAUCCUUCUCUUUAAUCCGGGGAGGAAGGCAGAGGAGGCGGGGUCCCCCCUCUUCCAGCCCUCGCAGGGGGGCAGCGGGUGAGCCCCAGUCCUCGCAACUUCGCCUCGGAUGCGGGGACUGUGCCACCGAGCUGCUCCUGCCCCUGAUUAAUCACAUCUGCCUGGAAUUAAUUAUUUACCCGCCUCCUUUGGGUUCUGCAUUUUUUUUUUGUUGCCGUGUUUGUUUUUGGUUUUUUUUUUUUUGUUGUUGUUGUUGUUUUGGUGUUUUUUUUCCCUGGGGGAGCUCUUUAAUUCAGCUUUUUUUUUAUAUAUAUUAAGAACCGCGCUUGGAGAUCUUAUUUUUAUUCUUGUGCAUCUUUUAUUCUGGCAACCUGCUAGCCCUGCAUCAUCCUUCAUCCACACAGCUUUUCUUUUUUUUGCUUUUUUUUUUUUUCGGGAGGGGGUUCCACGUGCUCUUCCCUUCGGCUCCUAAGGAGGAAGAGGAGGAGGAGGAGGAGGAGGGGGACCCGCCCCCGCCGCUUGGGCGCUCCCCGCUCUCCCUCCAGACACAGGCGGGGAUGCACCCCGGGCCGGCUGCUCUGCUCUGCUGCCUCUGCUCCCUGCUGCUCCCCGCCCACAGCAAGGGGCCAGCCCCCAGCCCCCAGCCUGCUGAGCCGCGCAGCGCCGUCACACUGCCCGUGAGCUACCGCCUGUCCAACACCCGCUUGGCCUUCUUCCUCAAGGAGGUGGGAGCCAGCCCGGUGGGCAACGGCAGCACUCCACUGCAACGUGCUGAGCCCUUCGUCGUCUUCCAGACCAAGGAGCUACCCAUCCUCAAUGUCACCCUGGGGCCCUUCAGCACAGGGCUGGUGCUGCCCAAGGAGCAACUGCAGCCCUCCAGCACCCUGGAAAUCCCUGAUCGACUCACCGUCAACUGGAAAGUACGCGCCUUCAUCAUCCAGCCUCAGCUGGUGGCCAACCAGCCCGUGGUCCAAGUGCUCUUCUACAUAGCUGGCCGGGAUUGGGAUGACUUUGAUGUCACUGACCGGCUGCCCUGCGUGCAGCUCCAUGCUUUCCGUGACACCCGUGAGAUCAAGAGCUCGUGUCGCCUGCGGGGCAGUCUGGCCACGUGCCUGGUGCAGGCAGAGCUGCCCCACGCCUGGUUUGGCCCCCCAGCCGUGCCACUGGGCAGGCGGAAGAGCCCUGAGAGCCUGGAAGUGCUGGGCGAGAGCCAGCAAGCAGAGCUGUACUACACCCUGCAUGCCCCCGAUGGGGCCGGCCAGUGCCUUGGGGAGAUGAUCCCACGCCGUGGGGCUGGGGGGGCCAGGACUGAGGGUCCCACACAGCAUCCACUGCUGCGCAUUGGCAGCAUCAGCCUCCUUCAGCCCCCAGCCGGGCAGCCCAUGCAGGAGCAUCGGCUGGAUGGCAAUGUCUUCAUCCGCCUGCCGGACAAGCCCCUCAAGCCAGGCGAGGUGCUAAGCAUCCUUCUCUACCUGAUGUCCAACUCCACAGUGGAGCACUUCACGCUCAGGGUGAAGGCCAAGAAAGGCGUAAACCUGCUCAGCACCAAGUCGAGGAGUGGGCAGUGGCUAGUGAGCUCGGAGCUUCUAACAGGUGGCAAGCACUCCACCGCCACUGUCGAUGUGGCCAGGAUGGAUGGUGCCGGGCCCAGGGACGGGGACUCCUCCUCUGAGAUCAUGCAGCUGGAUUUCGAGAUGGAGAAUUUCACCAGCCAGUCGGUGACACGCCGCAUCAUGUGGCAUAUUGACUACCGCGGCCGCAAUCCCCCACCUGACCUGGAGAAAGUGGUGACGGAACUGACAGUCAUCCAGAGGGACAUCCGGGCCAUUGUGCCCCUGGCCAUGGACACAGAAAUCAUCAAUACGGCCAUCUUGACGGGGCGGACAGUCGCCAUCCCUGUGAAGGUCAUCGCUAUUGAGCUGAGUGGUGUCAUUGUGGACGUCUCGGCGAUGGUUGAGUGCAAGUCCAACAACGAAGACAUCAUCAAGGUCUCCAGCAGCUGUGACUACGUGUUCGUCAGUGGGAAGGAGUCACGGGGCUCCAUGAGUGCCCGGGUUACCUUCACCUACGAGCACCUCUCUGCCCCACUGGAGAUGACAGUGUGGGUGCCCAAACUGCCACUGCACAUCGAGCUCUCGGACGCCCGGCUGAGCCAAGUGAAGGGCUGGAGGGUACCCAUCCUGUCGGAUAGGAGGUCGGUACGGGACAGUGAGCAUGAGGACGAUGAGGAGGAGCGGAAGCAGAGCCGGGGCUGUGCCUUGCAGUACCAGCAUGCCACGCUGCAGGUCUUCACCCAGUUCCACACCACGGCGGCAGAGGGCACGGGGCAGGUGGUCACCAUGCUGGGGCCUGACUGGCUGGUGGAGGUCACUGACCUGGUCAGUGAUUUCAUGCGUGUGGAUGACCCGCGGGUGGCCCACAUGGUGGACAGCUUCACGCUGGCCGGGAGGGAGCCGGGCACCACGCUCUUCAAGGUCAUAUCCCCACUCAUGGAAGCGGUGCUGGGUGAGACGCUGGUGACAGUGGCAGAGGAGAAGGUCAGCAUCACAGACCUGAAGGCCCAGGUGGUCUCCAGCCUCUCGCUGUCCCUCUACCCCAGUCCCGGCAAUAGCCACACCAUUAUUGCCCGGACGUCCGUGCAGCAGAUCCUCAGCUUCUUCAAGCAGGAAGCACUCCUGAGCCUGUGGAUUUCCUACAGCGAUGGCACCACAGCCCCUCUCUCCCUCUACGACCCCAGGGACUACAAUCUGGUGGUGAGCAGCCUGGACGAGAAGGUGGUCUCGGUGACUCAGGACCGGGCAUUCCCCUUGGUGGUGGCAGAGAGCGAGGGUGCGGGGGAGCUGCUGCGGGCAGAGCUGGUCAUUUGUGAGAGCUGCCAGAAGACCAAGCGCAAGAGUGUGCUCUUCACAGCUUUGGCCAGUGUGCGCGUCCACUUUGGAUCAGAGGAGGACCCAACCUAUGACUACGAUCACGUGCCCAGCAAGCCAGGGCUGGCAGAGACAGGGGCGAGCACCACCCUGCGGGCAGAGGUGGAGAGGAAAGCAGAGCCGAGCGAGGACAGUAGGAUGUCCAGUGCAUCUCACCCCACUGAGGACUUCCCCACCAUCCCCACUGGCUUUGUCCAGGUGACCAGGGGUCUGACAGACCUGGAGAUAGGCAUGUACGCUCUCCUGGGUGUCUUCUGUCUGGCCAUCUUGGUCUUCCUGAUCAACUGCAUUGUCUUUGUGCUGAAAUACCGGCACAAACGCAUCCCACCUGAAGGCCAGACCAACAUGGACCAUUCCCACCACUGGGUCUUCCUGGGCAACGGGCAACCCUUGCGGGCUCAUAAUGACCUCUCUCCCCAGCCUGAGAGCCCUGGGAACCCCUUGGAAAACGUCCAGACCUGCUGCCACGGGGAUCACCACAGCAGCGGGAGCUCACAGACCAGCGUGCAGAGCCAGGUCCACGGCCGCGGGGACGGUUCCUCGGGGGGCUCCACACGGGACCAGAGCGAGGACCCACUUAACUCACCCACCUCCAAAAGGAAACGGGUAAAGUUCACCACCUUUGCAACGCUGCCCUCAGAUGAGCUGGCCUACAACUCCAUCCCCAUUGCUGAUGAGGAGGACUUGGAGUGGGUCUGCCAGGACAUGGGGCUGCAAGACCCCGAAGAACUUCACAACUACAUCCGCAGAAUCAAAGAGAUCGCUUAACGCAGGGGAGAGGGGAUGGGGCGGGAGGGAAGGGGGCUGCCACACUGUGCCACGCCACACCAUGUCACUGCACGCCGGCUGCUUUCCCGGGGCUGGAGACCCAAAUUCGGCUCGCUCUUGUGCAUUUCCUCUUCUGCACAUCUCGUGUCCUCCUCACCCCGUCGGAAGACACCCCUGGGAGCCUUUUUCUUUUCUUGCCCUUUACCGUCCAGUUUUCCCAGAGGAGCCAUCAGCAUAUUUGUGGCCACCCAACCCGCCAGGGUGUGGCGAGGGGGCAACAAGGGAGAUGCGCUGAGGGGCGGGAGGUGGAUGUGGUCAAUACCUCGGUGCGCGUGUCCAGCGGUGAGCGGGGCGAGUCAGUGCUGUGGGUCCUGCUGUGCAGGGGUUGAAGAGGGGAGAUGUCCUGCUUGCCCCAGGAGCCGCGUGGGGAAGUGGUGGGGGUCUGCCUUCCCGAAGGGACCCCACUGCCUUUGCUACACUCGGUUGCACAAUUUGGAGGUGAGUGUUGGUUCAGGGAUUUGCAGCCCCACAGCUGUUGGGGUGUUGGGAGGCUCCCUGACCUAGAGCUGCUGCCCCAUGGUCAUGGUCCGGGGCACCGCUGUCCCCACUGCCUGCUGCAUCCCAGACCCCAACGCCUGGCUUGCCUCGCUCCCUCUGCCGUGAGCUCUGCGGGUUGGUGACAGUUACGUUUGCCACAGGAGCAUCUCUUGGGAACCGUCUAUGGCUGCGCUGUCUCUCCCCUGCUGCCUGGGAAGGUCUGUGCCCCCGCGCAGGGGCAAUUUGGGGGCAGCCAGCUCAGUUUUUGCUGCCUGUGAACUUGCUUGCCGUUGCCUCUCCCUCCGUUCUUAGCUGUGGGACCUCCAGGGCCAGCGCCUGGGUUCUGUCCCUCUGGGAUGUGACUCUGGGACUGGGAGGCGUCGUGGGGACACCCACAACUGAACCUCGCCUGGGUCUCCCGGUGCCAACCCUGGAGGGAUGCCCAGAGCCCAGGUUUAGCCUCCACGGUGCCUUCUGACUGCCAUAACACGAUGCCUCCCUGGGUCAACCCAUACUGGUGGCAGCUCCCGGCCCCUCUGGCUCACCUGAGAGGCUCCGCAGCCCAGGGCCAUCCCAUCUGCCAGCCCAGUGCAGAGCAUCCUCAGUCAGGUUGACCCUGUGGGGAUCACCUGGGUACCAGGUUUGGUGGACUGGGCGGCGCGUUGGUACCUGUGGGCACUGAAUGUGUGGGGGCAGGGCCCCCUCGGCAUCACCCGCUGGAGGGGGGAGACAGAGGCUGGCAGCGGAUUGUUCCUGGAUUGGAAGUUACC